Molecule: messenger RNA, 1811 nt
Organism: Schistosoma intercalatum
Lineage: Eukaryota; Metazoa; Platyhelminthes; Trematoda; Strigeidida; Schistosomatidae
Source: the annotation of a GenBank genome assembly
CUUGCCUCUGUGACCUUGAGUCCCCGAUAAACGGCGGUUAUUCCGUAUAUGAAGGGCGUGUUCUGAUCUUCAAGGUCGUUGUGGUCGACAGGUUUAUUUUUCGGUCACUGCUGUCCUAACAAUACCGUACUCAUCAACAAUUGAAUAUCACUUUUCAAGAUGGAAAAUAUCGGAAUUCUCUUUGCUGUAUAUGUCAUUACUGUGGUUUUCAUCUGUCCUUACACAAAAGUUGAGGAAAGCUUCGGCAUGCAAGCCUUACACGACUUGCUCUAUUUGCGAACUAACAUAACUAUGUACGAUCAUAACUAUUUUUCAGGUGUUGUACCGAGGUCGUUCCUGGGUUGCCUGUCUGUUGCCUGGAUUGUAUCGCCGCUAGUCUCCGUAAACACUUUGUUAGGAAUGCAGAAGUUCAUUUCCCAGUACAUUGUUAGAAUGUGCUUAGGAUUAAUAAUGGCCCUGAGUUUGAUCAAUUUCUCACAUUGCGUGAAGAAAGUCUUCGGUAAACACGUAUGCAUACGUCUUCUUAUAAUCUGCUGCAGUCAGUUCCACUUGGCGUUUUAUGCCUCACGAACGCUACCGAACACAUAUGCUUUCAUACUUGUCUUGUAUUCGUUGGGUCAUUUGAUCACUCGCAAUGAAACCAAAUUUGUUACAUCAGCUGGAAUUGCAAUUCUUGUAUUUCGUAGUGAAUUAAUUUUGCUAUUUGGUCCAUGUCUUUUAUAUGGUCUAUUUACUGGAUCUGUUAAACUUCGACUGAAACUGUUGAAAACAAUCAUUACAACUACUAUCAUCAGUAUCGGGUCCACUGUUUUAAUUGAUUCUCUGUUAUGGGGUAGAUUAAUCUGGCCAGAAUUCGAAGUAUUUUAUUUCAAUACAAUCUUAAAUAAAAGUGGACAAUGGGGAAUAUACCCAUUUCAUUGGUAUUUCACAUCUGCAUUACCGAAAUCACUUUUAUCCACUUAUAUAUUAUUAUUUACAUGGAUUAUUAUAAUCAUUCUCUCGCUACCUUUACAAAAGUAUUUUGGUUACCAGCAUAACAUAAUCUAUUUACAAUGUAAUGGAUUAUUAUUAGUUAGUUUUAUAUUCGUUGGUUUAUACUCUUUCUUACCUCAUAAAGAAUUACGUUUCAUUAUUUAUAUAUUGCCUAUAUUCAAUUUAGUGGUAGCAGAUAUUUGGGCUUAUUUAGAGAAACCAAUGCUUAAAUUGAAAGGAACAUAUAUGGAUUUAAUUAAAAAUCAUCAUAAAUUAAAUAGAAUAACAAAAUUUCGUAUUUUAUUCAUUUUCUAUUGUUAUAUACAUCUACUUGUGAAUAUACUAUGUUCCAUUAUAUUGAUAAUGAUUGCAAGAAAAAAUUAUCCUGGUGGUGAAGCAUUAACUAGACUUAAUCAUAUGGAUCAUUUAAUUCAUCGAACUGAUGUUCACAUUCAUAUUUGUAAUUUGGCUGCACAAACCGGUGUAACACGCUUUUUAGAAGAAAACAAUCAAUGGAUUUACAAUAAAACAGAAGGUUUAGAAACUAAUUUUAAUGUAUUAAACUCUUCAAAUUUUACACAUCUUAUAUCAGAACUAUCAAUAGAAAUAAUCAAUCGGGAAUUGUCAUCUUUCAAACAAAUUCUUCAAAUUGAUUGUUUCCAUGGGAUACAGUUUUAUCCAAGCUGGUAUUUUUGGAAUAUAAUUCAUAUCAAUAUUCAUCCAUGUUUGUUUAUUUAUGAAAGGAAAACAUUUGUUUAAUUCUAUUCAAUUUUUAUAGGAAUUUUGUUUUUCUUACUUGGUUUUCGUAAAUUAUGAAAUACAUUUUAAUUAUUAUACCA